AUGGAUGGCAUUAUUAGCAUUAUUGGAACUAUUAUUUCAUUAGGUCAAGAGAUCAAUACCCGUUUUGAGAAGCGUGGAGAAGCCAUUGGAGAACUCAAGAAAUUGGAAAGAAUUCUAGUACAGCUUAAGAGUGUUUUGGAAAAAAUUAAUAAGGAACCUGAUAAAGCUAAUAAAGCUGACAAGGAUGAAGUUGAAAAUGUUUAUAUAAUUGGCAUCAAAGAUACCCUUGUGAAAGCCCAAGACACUUAUUUGAAAUGCGCAAAAGAUCUUGGCAUAAAUGAAGAUACCGGUAAAAGCAAGUUUAAAUUUAUAAAGCAGGGUAUAGGAAUACUUAAAUCACCCUCUAUCUUGGAAAACAUCCAAGCCAUAAUUAAAGAGAUUGAGGUGGAACUUAGCCUUACCGAGAAGUUCUUGAGUAUUGUACAACACACUCAAACUUUAACAACAACAGAAACCACUACAUCCACUAGCUCUCUAGGAUCAGAACUGAAAGGUGCUUUGGCAAAUACGAUUGAAGAAAUUGUGAAAAGACUUCAAAAUGACUGUCAGCAACUUAAGGAGAGGCUUGAUCGCUGUACCCUUCCUGUUGACUCUUCUUUCCUUGAUGUCCUUGGAAGAGACAAUCCGGAAGCAAUUGCAUUCUGGAAACAACGCUUCAGAUCUGCUGAACUCAGUAUAGCAUCUAUUAUUCCCUACGAGAAUAUAUAUGUCUCCUGGGCUCGGUUUGUCCAUGAAAUCGAAACAGCCUUUCAGUUAAAGAAUAUCCCGACUGCCAUCAUGACAUUCAAUGAAAGCGAUGAAAUACGAAAAAAUGGUAGCAGAUAUCUUAUUAAAUCAAAUGGAACGCUUGAUUUGAAAAACACUAGACCACUUUGGCUUCCAGCUCUACGCGAAGCACUGGAUCCAUUGCACAAAGGUUACGUUAAACCACAUGACUAUUUGUCUUUCCUUGGUGAAGAACAAUUAUCUAGCAAGUUAAGACAGGUUGUUCUCAAUAGUUGUGGGUACGGAUUUUUUGUAGAAUGCCGGAAAACAUCAAGUGACAUCCCGCUCCCAACUGAAUUAGAAUGUCCUGCUCAUAGCGUUGGUUGGAUGUCUGCCUGCCAAAUCGUUUCAGUACCAUCAUUGGAUGAACUUGGAAUAUUCUUACAAAAUGAAUCAAAUCUAGACAGUAUCAUUAAACACAUCAUCGAAUAUCCUGACAUACGGGUAUACGUUCGCUACCUUCAAACUGGACAAAUUGAGAAAAAACUUCUCACGGAUAUACGAAUACUCGGUGGACUCCGUAUUGGAAUUUCAAUAUCUAUCAGAUACACAUUAGAAAAUAAUUCAAAGGUUUGGAGUAGUGACUUUUCGGUUAUAGAACUUAAAGCUUGUUCUGGUGGGCGUUAUAUUGUAACAGCUAGAUCAGAUGCGAAAACCAUCGUAUUUGUGACAAUGCCGCCAGUUGGCUUUGGUCAUUUUGCAAUACAGACCGAUCAACAUGAAGAUUUAAAAGACUUACCAGAACUUGAAUAUAGCCUUUUGGGACCUUCAACAGUAUUUAGACAAAAACCUAAAGAUGGAGAGAAAAUUCAGGUCAAUGUAGAUGGGUUAUGGCAUGAUGUUAAAGUUACCAAAGUCGACGAUAAAGAUGUGGAAUAUGUGAAUUGGUCUUCGGCUGACGUUAUUCCUGUAGAAGAUACCGAAAACAUUGAUGAUUUGGAGGACGUGAUUGGUUUUUCAGAGCAAAACUUUACAGAACUUGAAAGAGGUGAAAAAAGAAGCUGGUGUCCAUGGAAAGACGACAACGAUGAAGGUGUAACAAAGUGGGACAUUAGACCUUAUCGCUGCCUCCACGUUGGUGAUCUUGUAGAAGCGCCUGUGGUAUAUCCAGAUUAUAAGUAUCGUUACCAUAGUCUCGAGGACUCGCAAUUAUAUCUUCCAGCUCGUAUCAUUGAAGUUGAGGGAGAUCAAUAUCUAGUCGAGUUCAGCCCCGCGUUCAUUGCUUACAAAUGGUGGCCUGGCCGUUCUUCAAAUCCGGACAAAUUUCCGCGCGAACCGGAAGCCAAAGAGACUGUCAAAAAUCCAUUUUUCAAUAAAACACAAGUCUGGGUGAACAUGGAUCGGGUUCGCCCAUGUGGAGCUGACCCGCAUCCUGUUUUGAGUAUAUCGUCGAUGAGACCACACAGCUGGUCGGUAUUUCAAGGAAUCCAAUUUACGGACCUGCAACAACUUAGCGAAAAGAUUUUGUGGAGGCAAUAA
This is a messenger RNA of Racocetra persica, 2244 nucleotides long. NCBI's taxonomy places the organism in Eukaryota, Fungi, Glomeromycota, Glomeromycetes, Diversisporales, Gigasporaceae. The record is from the annotation of a GenBank genome assembly.